Messenger RNA from Rotaria sp. Silwood2, 1131 nucleotides. NCBI's taxonomy places the organism in Eukaryota, Metazoa, Rotifera, Eurotatoria, Philodinida, Philodinidae. The record is from the annotation of a GenBank genome assembly.
AUGUGUAUAUGUGAUAGUGAUCGAUUUUCAAAUUGUUUCCAAUUUAAUAAGACAAUAAAAUAUGAUUGUAGUGGAAAAAUUCUUUGUUAUAAUGAUGGUCAAUGUUUUUUCAACAAUGAAACCUGUCCAACAGCAUUCAUUUGUGUGUGUAAUGAUUGUUACUAUGGAAGACAGUGUCAAUUUUCAACAAGAGAUUUCAUUUUUUCACUCGAUCAAAUUCUUGGAUAUCAUAUUAAACCAAGUAUUUCAGUUCAUCAACAACCAUUUAUUGUCAAAUUCAGCAUUAUUACUACAAUUAUGUUGAUUUUAGAAUUAAUCAUCGGUUCAUUAUCUAUAGCAACAUUUAAAGUGAAAACAUCAAGAGAAGUUGGUUGUGGUUACUAUCUUCUCGUAUCAUCGAUUAGUUCAAUGUGUAUGAUUAUUGUAUUAACAAUUAAAUUUUGGCAACUUGUACUUUCACAAAUGUCAAUCAUAACUAAUGGAUCAAUAAUGUUUAUUGAUUGUAUUUCAAUUGAAAUAAUUCUUAAAUCUUGUUUAGUAUCAAGUGAAUGGCUUAAUGAUUGUGUAGCUAUGGAAAGAAUGUUUAAUGUUAUCAAAGUGAUUUUUGUUGUUAUUAUUUUAACGAUACUGUCACAUAUUCAUGAUUCACUUCAUCGACAAGUGAUUAAUCAUUUAAAUGGAGAUCAACAACGAAUAUGGUAUUUAUCUCAAUAUUCAUCUACAUUAACUAGAUAUAACAAAUUUAUUACUCUCUUUCAUUUUCUUGUUCCUUUUUCAAUUAAUUUGAUAUCUGCUUUUGCAACUAUUAUAGUAGCAGCUCGUAGCCGUGUAAAUGUAGAAUCGAAAUUAUCAUUUAAGCAACACUUUCGAUUGAAACUUAAACAACAUAAAAAUAUUAUUAUUGCACCUAGUAUAUUGUUAGUAUUAGGUUUGCCACGUCUUAUUAUUUCAUUCACAUCAGGAUACAUGAGAUCACCACGUCAAUCUUGGUUAUAUUUGAUUGGUUAUUUUGUGUCCUUUAUUCCAUCAAUGUCAACAUUUUUUGUAUUUAUUUUACCAUUAAAAAAUUACAAAAGAGAAUUCGAUAAAACAAUACAGCGAUGGAUUCGACCAUUCCGUCGAAGAUUUUAA